Messenger RNA from Pedinophyceae sp. YPF-701, 1185 nucleotides. Lineage: Eukaryota; Viridiplantae; Chlorophyta; Pedinophyceae. The record is from the annotation of a GenBank genome assembly.
AUGCAAGAGGAGAGCCCCGCCCAGCCGCGGGACUCGGUGGACAGUUCCAUGCACGGCGCGAGGGUCGGCCCGAUGGCGGAGUCCACGACGAGCGCAGGGAGCGCGCGCACCGACACCUACGAGUCCUGGAAGGCCCAGUUCCCCUGCAUCCUGGGAAACUUCCAGACGUUCGCGGACGAGUCGCACGGCAAACGCGUGGUCAUUUUCCUCGACUAUGACGGCACGCUCACCCCCAUCGUCAACGACCCCGACAAGGCGCUGCUCUCGGACGGCAUGAGGGAGACCAUUCAGCAGCUAGCCAAGCUGUUCCCCACCGCGAUCGUCUCGGGCCGCGCGCGGGCGAAGGUGGAGGCCUUCGUGCGGCUCGACGAGCUCAUGUACGCGGGCUCGCACGGCCUCGACAUCGCCACGCCGCUCGGCGUCGACGAGCACGACCUCCACCACGUCUCGGACCACUACCAGUACCAGCCCGCGCAAGACAUCUGCCCGCUCAUGGACGAGUUGCACGACAAGCUGGUCGCAGCGCUGCAAGGGAUCCCCGGAGCGUCAGUGGAGCACAACAAGUACUGCCUGUCGGUGCACUGGCGGAAUUGCGCGGACCGGCACGGCGAGGUGCGCGCCAUCGUGGACGCGCACGUGGACCCGGAGCACCCGCGCGCCAAGGUCACGCGCGGCCGCAAGGUCUUCGAGAUCCGGCCGCGCAUCGACUGGGACAAGGGGCGCGCCCUCUCGCACCUCCUCGCGCUGAUGCAACUCACGUCGGCGCCCGACGUGCUGCCCAUCUACAUCGGGGACGACCGCACGGACGAGGACGCGUUCCGAGUGCUGCACGAGGCCGGCGCGGGCUUCGGCGUGCUCGUUUCGAGCAUCGCGAAGCCGACGACGGCCAAGUACACGUUGCGGGACCCGGCGGAGGUGCAGAGCUUCCUGCAGCGGCUGGUGGCGCACGGGCGGUGUCCGCGGCGCAACGCGUGGCUCAGCGGGAACGGGCUGACGCUGGCCGCGAAGGCGGCGCGCGGGCACGAGCCGGGGCACCUGCAGAUCUGGCGGCCGCACCCAGACGCGCCAGGGGCGGGUGGGGGGGAGUGCUGCGGGGACGCGGAGGCGCAGUGGCCGCGGGACGCGCCGGCGGAGGACGCGGCCGCACCGCUGUCGCCGCUCGUGGCCGCGGAUGGCGGCCGGUAG